This is a messenger RNA of Ruditapes philippinarum (Manila clam), 1024 nucleotides long. RefSeq names its product calcium-activated chloride channel regulator 1-like. The transcript is spliced from 4 exons. The record is from RefSeq and is a predicted model, not a curated record. The coding region runs from base 149 to 994 and encodes 281 amino acids. Lineage: Eukaryota; Metazoa; Mollusca; Bivalvia; Venerida; Veneridae.
UUAUCGAAGUCAGUGCCAAAAUUGCACAAAACGAUUGCAACCCAUACAAUGGCAUUUUGGUAGUUUAUACAGUGUGUUCGAAUUGCUUCAAUUUAUGAAAUCAUUUUAAACAUAUCACUAAUAAUAAGGAUAGUAUGGAAAGCAAACAAUGAAGAUUUUGGUAUUUCUUAUUAUUUGUUGGUGCUUCGAAUACGUUACUCCAAUCAGUGUAAAUAAUGGCGGUUAUGAAGAUAUGUAUAUUGUUAUUAAAGACAACAACGAGGACAGUGAAUUUCUUCUAGAGCGUAUUCAGAAAAUCUUUACAGACGCGUCUAAACUACUGUUAACCGCCACCAAGAAUCAUCUAUACUUCGGAAAAAUUAAAAUUAUUGUACCAAAAACAUGGCUGUAUAAGGAAAAGUACAAGAAGGCCAUGAUACCCGUAUACAUCAAACAGAAAAUAAUUAUUGACAACGUUGAACAAUACGGCAUUGAUACGCCAAGAGUAAUCGGGAUAACAGCAUGUGGCAAGGGAGGUUUAUAUAUGUACUUAAAUUCAAAAUCAUUUAUUCUGAAAACCGGGCGAACAUCUUGGGGUUUGCAUGAUAACGUAAUUGUGCACGAGUUUGGUCAUCUACGGUAUGGCUUAUUCGAUGAGUAUCCUAUUCACAGUGGUAGUUCUCAAUUUUACCAGUCCAAAGGGGAGUGGAAACCAACAAGAUGUACAGAAGAAAUUGAAGGGAAAAUUGGAAUUGGCAAUCAAUGUACGGAAAGUCCUGCAUGUGAUUAUAAAAAUACGGGGAAAAUAUUGGAUGGUAAUUGCAACUUUUGUCCCAAACAAAAUCAAAAUGUAGAAGCUUCGUUGAUGAGUUAUCAAUGGAUAGAUUCCGUAAGACUUUUCUUUCAGUGCCAACUGGUACAUGUUCGUUUUAAAUUGCUUUUUAUGAGUGAGACUGCACUUAACAUAACUAUAUGCUACUUACACAAUUAUUUGUUAUUUUGCUAUCGUUCUUAAAUAUAUUUUUUCUUAUGUGAGGACAUAACG